UAUGUUACGAGUUAUCUCCCAUUUGUUUUGCUGUACUUUCACUUUCGCACAACACAUACGCCUGAACGAGAACCGUCACUUGCCAACAACAAAAGAAAAAAUAUAUAAAAGUAACAAAUUUGCCUCACUAGUAGCUGACUAACUAACUCUAAGAAAAGAGAUAUGGCCUCCCUCCCUCUUCGCUACGAGGCAGCUAUGGUACUGAGUGGAGCUGGAGAUGCCCUGGGAUACAAGAAUGGUUCCUGGGAGUUUUGCCAUAAAGGGAAGGAGAUUCUCAAGGAAUUGAAAUCUCUUGGAGGAAUAGAGGCCUUAAAUGUUAAAUUACCAGAGUGGAUGGUCAGUGACGAUACAGUCAUGCAUUUAGCAACAGCAGAAGCACUGACAGAGAAAAGUGGUAAAAAUUGUGAUAAAGGAGAGCUAUACAAAACGAUAGCUGAGAAGUACAAGGCAUGCAUGAGAGACAUGGUGGGCAGGGCUCCAGGUAUGACUUGUUGCAACAGUGUUCAUGAUCUGAAACCCAACAUGUCUAAAUGGGAAGAUGGAUGUAGAAUUGAAUUCAACGAGAGGGGUGGGGGAUGUGGAGCGGCCAUGAGAGCCAUGUGUAUCGGUCUGAGGUAUCCAAGGGAGGAAGACUUACCUGACCUGCUUGCUGUAAGUAUAGAGUCCGGGAGAAUGACCCAUCACCACCCCACAGGUUACCUGGGUAGUCUGGCCGCCGCCCUCUUCACAGCGUACGCCAUACAAGGGAAACCACCGAGAGAGUGGGGAGCAGGACUAAUGGGUGUUCUACCACAGGCCAAAAAAUACAUUAUAUCGCAGAAAUUCUACGUGAAGGAAAACUUAGAGGCCUGGGAUUAUUUUGAGUCUCGUUGGAAGGAAUAUCUCAAAAAGAAAAAUCUUUUGGACGGAACGAAGAAUCCCAAGCCGGACAAUCUGAAGGUUGAUGAGAGGGACACGUUUUAUAAGAAGCUUAGUUUCUGUGGUUUUGGAGGAGCCAGUGGACAUGAUGCACCAAUGAUUGCAUAUGACGCUCUUCUACAAUCUGGAAAGAACUGGAAAGAGCUGUGUGAGAGGGCCAUGUUCCAUGGGGCAAACGGGGAUAAUACCGGUGUAAUUGCUGCCUGUUGGUACGGGGCCAUGUAUGGGUAUCAUGGGGUACCAGAGGGAAACUUUAAGAAUGUUGAAUAUCAUGGGAGGCUAGUCGAACAAGGUCGUCUAUUGUAUGAAUUGGUGUAUGGGUCUCAUGACGAAGAGGACGAAAGUGAAGAAACCCAGGUGAAGACCUUGAUUGACGAUGUCCAAGAUUAUCAGGCGGAGGGUCAAUGUGCAGAAUAUGAAUCCAUAACUGAGUAUCAGCGGAACGGUUGCAAUAGCUGUGGUAGAAACUUCGAUAUGGUAGACCUACAAAAAAGGAAAGUGGAGCUUGAAAUUGAAAAUCUAAAACUCAGGAAUACACUUAUCACACUCGAAAUACAGAAAAUGCAGGGCGAUAGAAGAGACAUGGAGGAGCUCUAUGGGAGAUACGAGGCGGCCAUGGUACUGAGCGCCGCUGGGGAUGCCCUGGGGUACAAAAAUGGGGAGUGGGAGAACUGUCAAAGCGGGAGAGACAUUCAACGGGAGCUGAGGAAUAUGGGAGGAAUUCAAUCCAUUCACGUUAAACCUCCUUACUGGAUCGUCAGUGAUGACACAGUCAUGCACCUUGCCACAUCGGAGGCAAUGACCGGAUGUAAAGCCCCGUCUAAAGGCGAACUGUACCGAGAGAUCGCAAGGAAAUACAAAGAAUGCAUGAACGACAUGGCAUACCGGAGUCCAGGGGUGACAACCCUUUCCGAAACGAGCCAACUGCGCCCCGAUGAUCCGGAUUGGAAGCGAGGCUGUAGACUGCCCUUUAAAUCGAGUGGUGGGGGAUGUGGAGCGGCCAUGAGAGCCAUGUGUAUCGGUCUAAGGUAUCCAAGUGAAAAUGAGCUGAGAGAUCUUGUUGCUGUCAGUGUUGAAGCAGGAAGAAUGACCCAUCAUAACCCCACCGGUUAUCUCGGCAGUCUCACUUCCGCUUUGUUUACGUCAUAUGCCAUUCGAGGAAAGCCGCCCAGAGAGUGGGGAGCAGGACUAAUGAGUGUGCUUCCUCUGGCCAAGGAGUACAUCAUAUCACAGGCUUUCUACGUGGAUGAAAACUUACAGGCUUGGGGGUAUUUUAAUAACAAGUGGCAGACUUAUCUGACCCAGAAAGGUCUGUUGGACGGGCGACGUGAUCCCUUGGCAGACAGGACGGAUGCGGACGAGAGGGACUCGUUUUACACCAGUCUGAGCUUCGAUGGAGUGGGCGGGGCCAGUGGUCACGACGCUCCCAUGAUUGCGUAUGAUGCUAUCCUACAGGCAGGGAAAAACUGGGGAGAACUUUGUAAACGGGCCAUGUUCCAUGGGGGAGACAGUGAUAGUACCGGUGUCAUUGCGGCCUGUUGUUACGGGGCCAUGUAUGGGUAUCAGGGGGUACCGGAAGUAAAUUAUAAGGAUAUUGAAUACCACGACCGACUGGUCCACGAAGCUAAGAUAUUGUUUCAUCUGGCACAGUUAGAGAAGCACAGGAGAAAGGGACAGGAUCAAGCUUAGAAGAGGAGAGCAUAGGGAGGUUCCCAAAACCUGCAUAACCAACGCAACAGGAGAGAGUUAACCGCAGCUUCUGUUUGCUAUGUUGUCUAAAAACUCAAAGAUUUGACGUAUUACAAAUACACAGCAGGCCUUGACAUUAGAACAUAUAAUUAUACUGUUUUGUCAAUAACUAUAAUUAUGUAAAUAAUGCAGUUUUGUAGCAAGUGGAUAUUUAGCUGUGUGAAGCAAGUGGAUAAAAAGGGGCCGUGUGUUGAAGUGGAUAAACAAGGCAGUAUGUAGUGAAUGGAUAAAUGAAUCCGUGUGUAGUAUUACAGUCGAUGUAGCAAGUAGAUAAAUGAAUCCGUGUGUAGUAUUACAGUGGAUGUAGCAAGUGGAUAAAUGAAUCCGUGUGUAGUAUUACAGUCGAUGUAGCAAGUAGAUAAAUGAAUCCGUGUGUAGUAUUACAGUGGAUGUAGCAAGUGGAUAAAUGAAUCCGUGUGUAGUAUUAGUCGAUGUAGCAAGUAGAUAAAUGAGUCGUGUGUAGUAAGUGAAUAAAUGAGGCGAAUUGUAGCAAGUGAGUUGUAGCAAGUGGAUAAAUGAGGGGCGCUAAUUGUGUCAAGGACAUUUGAAUUAAGUUGUAUAUAUAUGGCAAGUAAAUACCUGUAGCGUAUAAAAAAAGUUUCUAAGUUAAAAGUAUAUAAAUGGGGUAUCGUACAAAUUUUAA
This is a messenger RNA of Magallana angulata, 3310 nucleotides long. RefSeq lists its product as uncharacterized. The record is from RefSeq and is a predicted model, not a curated record. The transcript is spliced from 26 exons. Lineage: Eukaryota; Metazoa; Mollusca; Bivalvia; Ostreida; Ostreidae. Bases 163 to 2607 code for a protein of 814 amino acids.